Molecule: messenger RNA, 4076 nt
Organism: Sitophilus oryzae (rice weevil)
Lineage: Eukaryota; Metazoa; Arthropoda; Insecta; Coleoptera; Curculionidae
Gene: mys
Product: integrin beta-PS
Exons: 14
Coding region: 183-2723 (846 amino acids)
Biological process (GO): integrin-mediated signaling pathway; cell migration; cell-matrix adhesion
Cellular component (GO): focal adhesion; cell surface; integrin complex
Molecular function (GO): integrin binding
Source: RefSeq, a predicted model, not a curated record
AUUGGCAGUAUUGAAUAACAUAGCCUCUUCCAAAAAUGGUAGCAUUUGAUUACAUUAUUUUGUGAAUGUUUGUGAGACAAAAGGGUGUGUAUGCAAGUGUGUUUCGUGUUUAAAUAGUGAAAUGUGAUUGUGUUCCUUCUAUAAUUAGUGCAAUAGGAUCGUUAUCUCCAGAGGAUUUAAACAUGUAUCCAAUUCAGGUUGCUGUAGCUACCUACCUCUUCAUAUGCAUUAUCUCUAGUAUAGUAGCCCAAGUGCCUCAAAGAUUCACUGCCCAAAACCCGUGCACUUCCAAAUCAACUUGCCAAGAAUGCAUUCAGACUCCUUCGUGUGCAUGGUGCUAUGAUCCUGAAUUUAGUGGUAGUGCUCGAUGUUUCCAACCGUCAUUCCCUAUAGCCCCCAAAGAUCAGUGCAAGGAAGAGUUUGUGUUCAAUCCUGAUAACACAAUGAGUGUUAUUAGUAAUUUAGAGCUUUCCAAGGCCCAUUCGAAGGCAGGCAGCGGUGGAUACCAUUGGGGAGUCGGUUAUGAGGGUAGUUGGAAUAAUACGGAGAGUUGGGGCUCUCACAUAUAUCAACAAGGGCAAAGUGGAGGUGGAGGUGGUGGUGGUGGUGGACAGAUCGUUCAAGUUGCGCCACAAAGAUUGAAGUUACAGUUAAGAGCAAGACAGUCUUUUAGUAUUUACAUGAGUUACACCCAAGCAGAAGACUACCCAGUGGACCUGUACUAUCUUAUGGACCUCAGUAGGUCUAUGUUAGAUGACAAGGAAAAACUGUCCUCUUUGGGGGAUCAAUUGGCCCAAACUAUGCAGAACAUUACUUCAAACUUCACACUUGGAUUUGGAAGUUUUGUGGAUAAAGUUGUUAUGCCAUAUGUCAGCACGCUUCCUGAAAAGUUGCAGAGACCUUGUGACGUGUGCGUAGCACCAUACGGAUUUCACCAUCAUCUGAGUUUAAGCACUAAUACAUAUAUGUUUUCAAGAAUGGUGAAACAAGCCAACGUUUCCGGAAACUUGGACGCGCCGGAAGGAGGUUUCGACGCCAUCAUGCAAGCCGUCGUGUGUAGAAAUAACAUCGGUUGGAGAGAAAGAGCUAGAAGACUGUUGGUGUUUUCUACCGAUGCCAGUUUUCACUAUGCUGGAGAUGGAAAAUUGGGAGGUAUUGUAAAACCGAACGACGGUCAUUGUCAUUUGAGCAACGAAGGAUACUAUAGCGAGUCUUCCUACCAAGAUUACCCAUCUAUAGAGCAGAUUAACUUGGCUGUCAAAAAGAACUCCAUCAAUGUUAUUUUUGCUGUCACUGGAAGUACUAUUGGCAUAUACGAACAACUUGCCAAACAUGUUGAAGGAGCAUCAGUGGCCAAACUAGAAAAAGACAGCUCUAAUAUAGUGGAUCUGAUCAAGGAACAGUAUGAACAGAUCUCGUCUGUCGUCGAAAUGAAGCACAACGCUUCCAGUGCUGUUAGCAUAAGAUUUUUUACCAAAUGUCUGAAUUCUACUGGUGCCCUGGUGAAUACAAACAAAUGUGCAAAUAUUAAGGUGGGUGAUGUAAUAAACUUCAAAAUCGACAUCGAAGUGCUGAACUGCCCGAAAUUACGAAAAGAUCGCACGCAAACCAUCAAAAUCUAUCCAGUCGGUAUCAAUGAAAGUUUAAUCAUGGACUUGGAGAUGCUGUGCGGUUGCGACUGUGAACAACCAGGAGACAGAUACUACUUAGAGAAUGCUCCAGCCUGUCACCAUCACGGUACCUACAAAUGUGGUAUUUGCGAGUGUAAUCCUGGAGCGUUUGGGAGACAUUGUGAAUGCAAUGCUGACGAAAUUAACAAGUUGUCGUUCAAUAAGACUUUGGGAUGCAUUAAACCGAACAGUACCACUGGACAGGAAUGUUCUGGAAGGGGAACUUGCAUUUGUGGACGGUGUGAGUGCGAAUCCAGAGGUACUUUGGAGAAUAUCUAUGGCGACUACUGCGAGUGCGACAACUUCUCUUGCGAACGACACAUGGGAGAACUGUGCAGCGGUGAAACCCACGGCAUCUGCGAUUGCGGCGUGUGCAACUGUAAACCCGGUUGGACUGGACCCAAUUGCGCAUGCGAGGCAUCUACUGCGGGUUGUUACGCCCCUGACAUCAUAGGCGGGGAGAUAUGCUCUGGACACGGUACGUGCGUGUGCGGCGCUUGCCAGUGCGAGAACACCAAGGAAAGCCGUUAUUCUGGAAAAUUCUGCGAAGCAUGUCCUACUUGCCCCGAUAGAUGUCUGGAAUUCAGGGAUUGUGUUCAAUGUCAACAGUAUCAUACGGGUCCAUUGAAGGAACCUGAUGUUUGUAGCGCGAACUGUACCAACGUGCCUGUUCCCAUUGCAGUAGAUACAGUUGAAGCUAUCGAAGAAAAUAACGAAUAUUUGUGCCAUUAUACUGACGAAGAUCACUGCCAAUUCACAUACGUUUAUUACUACGACAUCGAAAGAAAAUUGCACAUUAGAGCACAAGAAGAGAGAACAUGUCCUCCAGAGGUAUUCGUAUUGGGCAUAGUUUUUGGUGUCAUAGCUGCCAUUGUUCUGAUCGGAAUGGCCAUAUUACUUCUCUGGAAAUUGCUUACCACCAUACACGACAGGAGGGAAUUUGCUAGAUUUGAGAAAGAAAGAAUGAUGGCUAAGUGGGAUACUGGUGAGAAUCCAAUUUACAAGCAAGCCACAUCGACCUUUAAGAAUCCAACCUAUGCAGGCAAAGGUUAAAAUAAACCUUAAGAUAAGUAUAAAAAAGAAGAGAGAAGAAUCUUAACAAGAAAAAAUGCAAUCGUUUUGAAAAAAGAAACGCAUUUUAACCAUCUAGUAAAUAUUCGUUCAUUGAUAUUCAUAUAUUUCAUCAUUAAUUUCAUAAAAUUUUAUUUAUUUAUAUAAAUUUUGACAUUUUAACCUCGAAUCUCUUUUUACUACCCUUAAUACUUAAAUUAAUAUCUUCUGUGUUUUUUGUAAAUUGUUCUUAUUUAUACUUUAUAACAAAAUUAAAAAAACAGCACUAAUUUUCUUUCGAAUAAUUAAACAUAAUUGUGUUUAUUGCCAUAUAUUAAUAAACUACACUGUGAUCGAUUUAAAACGCCGUCAUAGUAAGCACUAAGAAAAAGAUAUGACACACAAGAACAUAGGGGACAAAAACACAAUUUUUUUAACUAGGAGCUGCUACUGGUUCAGUUAACUGCAAUACGUUAUUUCUGUGCCUACUCUGACGUUAGUUUUAUUCAACCACACUGUACUUAUUUAGCCUGGAUGCACACAGAAAAAGCAAAACAGUUUUAAUCAAAAUCGUUUUAGGCUAAAUGUGUUUUCAUGUGAUGCUUCAACGCAGAUUAAAUGGGCUAACGCACCCCAUAGAGUCGCGAGCUUUAAGACUCGUUUAAGCUCGUUUAGUCACAGACAGGCUCGACAUCGAGCUCUGGAUCGUUGUUUUAUGAUAAAACAUUUUUAGUCACCGUGCGUUCCAUAUCUGCUGCCGUGUAUACUAACUGUAAAUAAAUCAUUUUGCUUCUCUUCGAAACAUAAUGUUUUUAUAAAAGAGAAAAACGUUUUUACUAAAACAGUUUUGUUUUUUCUGUGUGGGUCUAGCCUUAGAUGUUAAGGAUAAGAUGAAUUAAGGAUAAAAUACCGUAUGAUCGAAAAAAAAAAAAAUGACGUCAAGUGGCUUGAUGACAUCGAUCGUCAUUUUCUAGGCCAAUUAUGACGCUGUUUUUUCGGUCGUACGAGAUUUAGUAUUUACUUAAACUGAAUCUGUAACCUGUUCAUUUUUGGCGAUUAAAAUUGUCUAUGCAAUUGAUGAAUUAUAAAAAUGAUCUAGGUAUAGUUAAAGAUAUAUUUUAAAAAAAAAAUCGAAUAUGACUAAUUUUAAGUUGAUGACAAAGUGUCUAAAAAAUGUAGUCAAUGUGCCUAAUUAAUUAUAGUGUCUUAAAAAGAAGACUUAUUAAUACACUAAUAUUUUUUAAGAGAUAUAUUUUUACUGAUCUGAUAGUUGUAGCCGUCGAUUUGCUAGUUUUAUUUACAAAAUAUUUUGUAAUCGUUGUUAGUUACGUAUUAAAUAUUUAGAUAACACCCAAA